UAUCGCUUCUCUGUUCUUGCUCAACUGUCGAAACAAGCCACCAGCGAAAACAACUUAAAAAUCAAAUUUUCGCCGCCAUGGGUGAGGAAGAAGGGAUGAAGGAGAACUUACACAAGUCGAGCUCCUGCAACGGCAGCAACGGAACCACAUCGACGGAUCCCAAUGAGUAUACUGUAAUCAAAGAAGGAGAAGCAGAGAUUCUUAUGCACGCAAAAAACGAAGUCUUCUAUAACAAAACCCAGGUUAACAAUAGGGACCUAUCCAUUGCUGUCCUGAGGACCUUUAUUUCGAAAAGCAAAGAAGAGCAUGCAUCAAUGUUGGCCAAAAGGAAUAAAACAGCACAUAAGGCAUUAGAAGAUGUUUCUUCUGGACGUGUAGAAGAAGAGGAGGAAGCAAAGUCCAUGCAUGAUUCUGGAAAAUUAAAUGGAGCAUGUGAAGUUCAGAUGGAUCCAUCUCAAAAUGAAUCAUGUGACAUCUUGCCAGAACCUGUUUUGACCACAGAGAGUAAAGGGCCAGAGGAAAUGAAGACACACAGAGUUCUUGAGGCAUUGUCUGCUUCUGGGUUAAGGGCUCUGCGAUAUGCACGUGAAGUGGAAGGAAUUGGUAAAGUUGUGGCUCUAGACAAUGAUAAAGCAUCUGUUGAAGCUUGCAAGAGAAACAUAAAGUUCAAUGGUUCAGUGGCCAUGUCAAAGGUGGAGUCUCAUCUUGCUGAUGCUCGUGUUUUUAUGCUUACGCACCCGAAAGAAUUUGAUGUGGUUGAUCUUGAUCCUUAUGGUUCACCUUCUGUGUUCUUGGACUCUGCGGUUCAAUCUGUUGUUGAUGGAGGCAUGUUGAUGUGCACAGCAACUGAUAUGGCAGUGCUCUGUGGGGGCAAUGGGGAGGUCUGCUACUCCAAAUAUGGCUCUUAUCCACUUAGAGGAAAAUACUGCCAUGAAAUGGCAUUGAGGAUCCUCCUUGCAUGCAUUGAGAGCCAUGCAAAUCGUUACAAGCGAUACAUUGUUCCUGUCCUCUCGGUACAGAUGGAUUUUUAUGUGCGGGUCUUUGUGCGUAUAUUCUCUUCUGCAAGUGCAAUGAAGAACACGCCUCUUAAGCUCUCGUAUGUUUAUCAGUGCAUUGGCUGUGAUUCUUUCCAUCUGCAGUGCCUUGGAAGGACAGUGGAGAAGAAUAACAGCGUCAGAUAUUUACCGGGAUUUGGUCCUGUAGUUCCUCAAGAGUGCAGUGAUUGUGGAAAGAAGUUUAACAUGGGUGGUCCCAUAUGGUCUGCUCCAAUCCAUGAUCAAGAAUGGGUUGCUUCUAUUUUGGCAAAUGUUAAAUCUAUGAAGGAUCGGUAUCCUGCUUAUGAUCGGAUCUCUGCCGUACUCACGACAAUAUCAGAGGAAUUGCCAGAUGUUCCUCUUUUUGUGAGUUUGCACAACCUCUGUGCAACAUUAAAAUGCACUUCACCUUCGGCAGUGAUGUUCCGUUCAGCAGUGAUUAAUGCAGGAUAUCGUAUUUCUGGAACUCACGUCAAUCCUUUAGGGCUCAAAUCAGAUGCUUCCAUGGAUGUUAUUUGGGAUAUCAUGCGCUGCUGGGUCAAGAGUCAUCCAGUGAAAGCUCAAUCACCUGAUCAAUCUGGAAGUGUGAUCCUUGCCAAGGAACCUACAUUGCAAGCUAAUUUUGCUCGAGCAGUUGCUUCCCUUAGCAAAGCACAAGCUAAGAAGGUAGCACGUUUUCUUCCAAAUCCUGAAAGGCAUUGGGGACCAAAGCUUAGGGCUGGUCGUCAGAUCACAAGCAAGCAUGCAUCUCUAUUGGGUCCUGAGGCAGUUCCUAACUCCAAUAACCAUGAAGAAGGAGAUGAACAUAAUUCUAAGCGCCAGAAGACGGAUAAUUCCAACAACUCCCUUUCAUGAUCAGGUUAACCUUCCUUUUAACAUUUUAUGCAUCUCUCUAUACAGUCUGUCUAGGCAAGAGGCUGUUUGCACCAGUAGCAACACUUCCUCCUCACCUGUGAGAGAGUUCCAAGUGGGCAUUCCCAGGCAAGAAAUGGCUUGGGGGAGGAGAUUUGAGUGUUCCCUUUCCGGUUAAGUUGUUAUGUAGCGUGUUAUUUUCUUAUUUAUGGAAUUUUGUUUGUUCACUUGUAUUCCUUUGAUUAAGAGGCAAGUUUUGAGCUCAAAUUUUUGUUUAGAUUUUUAAGAAUUGUAGGGGUUGAUCUUUUUUUCUUUUCAUUAGUGAAGCCAUAUGUAACAUUAUUGAGUACCAAUAAUAAUUUAUUGGUAGAUUGU
Telopea speciosissima is the source of this 2261-nucleotide messenger RNA. Its product is annotated as probable tRNA (guanine(26)-N(2))-dimethyltransferase 2. The record is from RefSeq and is a predicted model, not a curated record. The coding region runs from base 78 to 1889 and encodes 603 amino acids. The transcript is spliced from 12 exons. Gene Ontology annotation, biological process: tRNA N2-guanine methylation. NCBI's taxonomy places the organism in Eukaryota, Viridiplantae, Streptophyta, Magnoliopsida, Proteales, Proteaceae. Gene Ontology annotation, cellular component: nucleus. Gene Ontology annotation, molecular function: RNA binding.